AUGGUUGAAUGGUGCGCUAUUGUCUUCGACAAGAAAGGUAGUGAUAGAUCUACCUGUAGACCUCAGCACUUGGAGGGUGUUACCGAAUCAUUUGGUAAAGGUGUCUUAAAAUGUGCCGGCGCCUUGUAUCAUGAAGUGGGCUCCGAUGGAAAACCCACUAAUUUCGCAGGCUCUCAUCUACAAAUAGAAGCGAAGACCAAGGAGGAAGCGCUAGAGCUUAUCUAUAGUGAUGUUUUCGCUAAGCAAGAUAUUUGGGAUUUGGAAAAUAUCAUCAUCUAUCCAUUCGGAUGCGCUGUCCGUGCUCCUAAAUAG
Messenger RNA from Lachancea nothofagi CBS 11611, 312 nucleotides. NCBI's taxonomy places the organism in Eukaryota, Fungi, Ascomycota, Saccharomycetes, Saccharomycetales, Saccharomycetaceae. The record is from the annotation of a GenBank genome assembly.